This is a messenger RNA of Sardina pilchardus (European sardine), 3028 nucleotides long. It is a transcript of the gene nsmfa, whose product is annotated as NMDA receptor synaptonuclear signaling and neuronal migration factor a. The record is from RefSeq and is a predicted model, not a curated record. NCBI's taxonomy places the organism in Eukaryota, Metazoa, Chordata, Actinopteri, Clupeiformes, Clupeidae. The transcript has 16 exons. Gene Ontology annotation, biological process: positive regulation of neuron migration; regulation of neuronal synaptic plasticity. The coding region runs from base 266 to 2158 and encodes 630 amino acids. Gene Ontology annotation, cellular component: nucleus; cytoplasm.
AGUUUCAGUGCAGCCUUCAAUGCUGAGUGCAUGCACGCGGGAGAACUCACCACGGUGUAUCGCGAAGUUACAAAACCGCUCGAGGAACAUCCACUGACUGCACUCCAGCCACCAGUCUCCUCCAAGCUCCAAGGACAGGGGACCUUCUUGUGAGGAAAGAGAAGCGAACUGAAGGAUUUUAACAACCCAGUGCUCAAUCCACAGCGAGCUGCCUGCUAACCGCCGAAGAGCUGUCCAGUGCUGUGGUGCUGAAAACGUGUUUAACAUGAGAACUGUUCUUGUAAGAGCAGCCCGAGCCUUUGGAGACUACUUGUCCCACGCGCACCCUGACAACUGCAACGGAUCAGAUCACUUGCUCUCUGACACCCUCAUCGGCCCAGACACAGACUCCCUAGACCGGCUUAGCCUCCAGAACAACAACCUCCCCACCUACCCCGUGCGAGGCCCCUCCGGCAACCCCGAGCCCAGUCUGAUCACCUCCCCGCUGGGCAUCCUCUCGCCACCGCCCCCUCCCGCCUCCGCGUCGUCCUCCUCCUCCUGUGGCGGCAAGGCCCAGCUGUCCCUGGAGCGCAGCUUCUCGGCCGAGGAGGACCAGCAGAAGUGCGCCGAGUGCGCGCUGCAGCCCGCCCGCGUCUACACCAUCACCGGGGAGAGCGGCAUGCUGGGAGGCGGCCGCGGGAGCAAGGAGACCCUGGAGCUGGAGGUGCUCCGGGGGGCCCGAGAGCCGGCGGCGGGCGGGGGUCCUCCGCUGCAGCCCGGGGGCCACCACCCGCGCCUCCCCCAGACCUCCACCCCGUCGCCCUCGGCCUCCUCGUCGCCCACCGCCCAGCACCACCACCGCCACGGCGUGAGCGCCGACAGGGCUCACCACCACGGCAACCAUCACCACGGCAACCCGUACGCCUCCUCCUCCUCCUCCUCCUCCGCCCACGGAGGCGGAGGAGCGGGCAACGGCGGCGAGGGCACGAGCGGCGGCGGAAGCUCCCGCCACCGCCACCACCACCUGGCGCAGCCGCCGCUGCAGAGCUCGGUCAGCGCCCACAACAUCCGCGGCUGGGGCGAGGGCAAGGACACCUGCGGCAGCGGCAGCGGCGGCGGGCUGGCCUGCGAGGUGUGCGCCGUGGGCCUGGGCGGCAUGACCACCGGCGGCGUGCCCUCGCGCAGCCAGGGCUCCCUGGACCUGGAGAGCAGCGGCCGCGAGGCAGGCAAGCAGCACCGGCGCCUAGAGCGGAUGCAUAGUGUGGACCGGGUGACUGGGCUGGACCGAGAAGACAACAACUGGUUCCCAAAAGAGAACAUGUUCAGUUUUCAGACAGCCACAACAACCAUGCAAGCGAUAACAAACUUCCGGAAGCAUUUGAGAAUGGUGGGCAGCAGAAGAAUGAAAGCACAGACGUUUGCGGAACGCAGAGCGAAGAGCUUCAACCGCUCCUGGAGCGACCCUACUCCUGUCAAGCCUGACACUCCAAACGAGUCAAAAGACAGUGGGGAGCUGCAGGCGUCGUGUGGGGCACAGGACGAGGCUAGUAGUGACGACUUGGACUGGGAGGAGGAGAGGGAGCUGGAGCGGCUCGCCUGCGAAGGAGAUGACUUCAUCCCUCCUAAAAUCAUGCUUAUCUCCUCCAAAGUGCCCAAGGCAGAGUAUGUCCCCAACAUCAUUCGCAGAGAUGACCCAUCGAUCAUUCCUAUCCUCUAUGAUCAUGAGCAUGCUACUUUUGAUGAUAUUCUGGACGAGAUAGAUAAGAGGCUCACGGCCUACAGGAGAGGCAGUAAAAUUUGGCAGAUGCUCAUCUUUUGUCAGGGAGGUCCGGGUCACCUGUAUUUGCUGAAAAACAAAGUGGCCACGUUCGCCAAGGUGGAGAAGGAGGAAGACAUGUGCCUGUUCUGGAAGAGACUGGGCCGCUUUAUGAGCAAGCUCAACCCUGAGCCCAACCUAAUCCACAUCAUGGGCUGUUACGUGCUCGGCAACCCCAAUGGAGAAAAGCUGUUCCAGAAACUGAAGAACCUGAUGAGGCCCUGUUCCGUAACCUUCGAAUCGCCUCUGGAGCUCUCCUCACAGGGCAAGGAGUUGAUCGAGAAGUACUUCGACUUCCGCCUCUUCCGCCUGUGGAAGACGCGCCAGCACUCCAAGCUGCUGGAGUUCGAGGAGCUCCUGUGACGCGGCGUCUCGGGUGGGGACGUCCCCUCGUGACGAGACAGGAAGUCCCGCCGCCCAGCUCAUCUCACCAGCUUUUCAUUGAGGACGAGAUGGACAGAAGAGACACGCGGAGAAGUUAGCGGGAGGGAUGUGUAUGUGUGUGUGUGUGUGUGUAUCUGGGUGAGACUGACUGUGUUGUGUGUGUGUGUAUGUGUGUGUAGGAGUGUGUGUCUCCCCCAUGAUUUAUUUAGGCUCUCCACUCCAGACGCUCUCCCUCCAUCGCUCUCGUUCAGAUGUCAGAGACUGAACACACACACAUACACACACACACACACACACACACACACACACACACACACACACUCACACACUCACCCAUGAUCUCCACAUGCAGGAGUAUCUAGCAGGAUCUCACUAGAACUUGCCUUUGACAUCCCACAGCCAACAUCAACACACGCCAGCUGUGCACUGUGCUACUGUAUGGCUUUUCUGGGGCGCACGGCAAAGGACAAAAAUAUCGGGAGGCGCGAGAGCGAAGAGAGAUGAGACAGGAAACUGAACAAGGCAGAUCAUAUGUUUGUCGCUCCGUACCCUGUGCUUUGGGGUGACUCAAGGGACCCUGCCACUUUGCGUGGGAAGACAGCCAAUGAAAACAAGACUGUUGUAUUUCUGUCAUGUGUCUGUGACACAGUACCAGCCAUCAAAGACACUCUGCCCACAUAUCAAGACUUGACAGAGAAUAUCAUACGCAAAACAUAUGCCAUCCAUAAUUAAACAAACUCAUAAUUAUACCUAUACCCGCCACAUGAAUAUAUAGUAUAGCUAUAGUCAUACAAAUACUCUUGUGUGUCAGAAAAAAAAAUUAUAACAAUUUAUUUUUGAUGUGUAUUG